This is a messenger RNA of Toxotes jaculatrix (banded archerfish), 20643 nucleotides long. RefSeq names its product obscurin, cytoskeletal calmodulin and titin-interacting RhoGEF b (gene obscnb). Gene Ontology annotation, molecular function: protein binding; guanyl-nucleotide exchange factor activity. The record is from RefSeq and is a predicted model, not a curated record. The transcript has 84 exons. The coding region runs from base 278 to 19936 and encodes 6552 amino acids. NCBI's taxonomy places the organism in Eukaryota, Metazoa, Chordata, Actinopteri, Toxotidae.
GGCAAUGGCAUCAUGAGGUACCGGAGAAGAAAGAAAAAAUAAGUCUAGUCAACCGCCCACCACAGGAGACUGGGGGGGAUGUUCCACCAUCCUGGAUUUACAACCAUUUCAAGGAUAUUUGAGCACAAAGAAGACAUUUUUUUUUGGGGUUGGGAUUUCUAUCGCAAAUACUGGAAUAGGGCAUCAUCCGGAAACCUUGACGGCCAUAACUGAAGUUUAAGCCCACAUGAUUCAACGCCAGGUUUACCUGAGUGGCUGAAGACUCGAGCAACAAACAAUGGAUCCAAACUUAUUUGGAGGAGCCCCCAGGUUUCUCACUCGCCCAAAGGCGUUCUCGGUGUGUGCAGGCAAAGAUGCCACACUCAGCUGCACUAUCGUGGGCAGCCCAACCCCACUGAUCACCUGGGAGAAGGACAAGCUUAAGCUGAUGUCUGGGGGCCGCUUCAAGACCGUGGAGGAUGGGGAUGUGUACCGCUUGACCAUCUACGACUUAACGCUGGAUGAUAGUGGGCAGUACAUGUGCCGGGCCAAAAACAGUGUUGGGGAAGCUUAUGCUGCUGUAACCGUUAAAGUGGCCCUGCCAACAGAGAUGGCACAGAGGGCCCCUGUUUUCAUGGUGAAGCCUACCUCUGCACGUGUGGGUUUGGGAGGCGAUGUUGUUUUCCACUGCCGGGUCGCAGCUUACCCUGAGGCUAACUUCGACUGGGAAAAAGAUGGCCGCUACCUGGGGGAGACGAACCGCAUCAGGAUUGUUUCUGACAGCGACAGCAGCACCUUAAAGAUCCAGAGUGUACGUAACCUGGACAGCGGCACCUACACCUGCAGGGCUCAGAACACUGUUGGCCGUGCACACGCUGCUGCAGCUCUUGUCGUAGACACUCAGGAUUCCCUCCACCUGGUUGCGGAUAAGAACACAUCCCUCCUCUCUCACCUACAAAAGCGAAAAGCGGAAAUGAAGAAGGACAUCUCCGUCUAUCGCACUGAAGAAAGCAGCUCCUCAGUUUCUUCUUCCUCCACAGCCGCCAUCUCAGAUGGUUUGAGUUCUCUGAGUCUGGAACAUGAGCUGAGGGCGUCUGCUCUUGCAAAGCUACCCAAAGGUGUGUUCACCCGUACCUGCACAGUGACUGAGGGCAAACACGCCAAACUCAGUUGCUUUGUGACGGGUCACCCUAAGCCCCACAUCAUCUGGAGGAAGGAUGGAACGAACAUCAGUGAGGGCCGUAGGCAUGUCAUUUAUGAGGACCAAGCUGAGAACUUCAUCCUCAAGAUCCUGUACUGCAAGCAGAGUGAUAAUGGUCUCUACACCUGCAAUGCAACCAAUAUGGCCGGGCAGACCUACAGUGCUGUGUUGGUAACAGUCAAAGAGCCUAAGGUGCCGUUCAGGAGGAAGCUGCAGGAUGUGGAGGUACAGGAGAAAGCGUCAGCCACACUGAUGUGUGAGGUGCCUCUCAGUGCCACGCAGGCCAACUGGUUCAUGGAGGAAACAAGGCUGCAGCAAAGUUGCAAAUAUUGCAUGGAGGAGCAGGGCACCCUGCGUCGUCUCACCAUACACAACGUCACCACCAACGAUGACGGUGUUUAUAUCUGUGAGAUGAAAGAGGGCAGUCGCACUGUGGCUGAGCUCACUGUCCUGGGCAAUAUUACCAAGAAGCUGCCCCGGAGGACAGUAGUUCCUGUCAGUGAUACCGUCAUCUUCUGUGUGGAGCUGGAGCAUCCCUGCCCAGAUGCCUACUGGACCCGCAAUGGAGAGAAGCUGAAGGAAGAUUCCCGUAUUUCCAUUGCCUGUGUGCUAAGACAAUAUACACUCACCAUUAGAGAUUGCCAGGCAGACGACUCAGGGGAAGUGGCCUUCGUGGCUGGAGACUGCAAAACUUCCACUCGAUUCUCUGUCACUGCUGCAAGGAAACAUCCUCCCGAUCCCCCAGUCAAUGCUGUGGUGCAGAACAAGACUGACUCAUCCAUCACCAUUCAGUGGUCUCCUCCUGACAGCGAUCGCCCCGUGCCCAUCAAGGGUUACAUUGUGGAGAAGAGGAAGGUUGGCGCUCAGACAUGGCAGAGGUGCAAUGCUGGAGAAACAAUUCUUUCAACAGAGAUCACCAUCUGCAACUUCACUGAAGAAGCCAGCUACCAGUUCCGUAUCUCUGCUAUGAAUGACUUCGGCCAAAGUCCCUACCUGGAGGUGCCUGGAAGCUUCUACCUUGAACCCACCGCAGAAAUCAGGAAAGGCCUGAUGAACAGCACUGCAACCUCUGGCGAGGAGUUCUCUGUCUCCCUUGAGUUAUCUGCCGUUUGUUCUGGCUUCUGGUCUCUAAAUGGCCGCCUCCUGCGCAGUGGAGCUGACUACCUCAUCACCAGGUCCAAGAACACGCACACUCUGCUCAUCCGUGUUGUGACUAUGGAAAUGGAUGGAGCUGAAGUCAAGUUUGUGGGCGGAGGCUCACAAAGCAGUUGCAUCCUGUCUGUGAAGGCUCCUUCUGUUAGGUUCACUAACAAGUCAGGUGUGAUGGAGGUAGUGACCUGCAGUGCCCAAGCCACUGCUCAGCUGACUGCUGAGGUGUCGGAUUACGAUACACAGGUGGUUUGGAUGAAGAACGGACGGGAGGUGAAAAUGGGAAAGAAGUAUGAAUAUGUGAUCACUGACCGCAAGAGGAUCCUGAUAGUGCAUAAUGUUACAGAGGAAGAUGUGGGCAUCUACGAGUGUGUUUUAGCUGAUGACAGGAUGUCCCUGCAGCUCGCUCUUAAAGAUGAACCUGCCAAGUUUCUGAACAAGGCCAGAGGCCCCAUGGGACUGUCAUCCUCCCUUAAAGGAGAUCUUGAGCUAAGCUGUGAGGUAUCUCUCGCUAGUGCAGUCGUCGUGUGGAGAAAAGACCAGGUGGAGAUCACUGAGGACCAAAGAACGACCAUCAUCUCCAAAGGGACUCAAAGGAAACUCGUCAUCAAGAAUGCCAAGAAAAGUGACGAAGGACAUUAUUCCUGUGAGACGGCAGCAGACAAAGUCACAUUCCAGGUCAAGAUAAAAGAAACUCAAGCCCUAGCUGCCUUUUCCAACAAGGAGUCAGUCCAGAAGGAGGUGAAAGCCACUCUGUCCCAGAAAGCAACUCUCAGUUGCAGUGUGUCUGAUAGCAAGACAGAGGUGAAAUGGUAUAAAGACGGCAAGCUGUUGGUAUCCAGUAGGACCAUAUACUCAGAAGCAAAAGGCAAUACUCGUCAGCUGGUGAUUGAAAAGGUGGAGAAGAGUGAUGCUGGAGAAUAUACCUGUGAAGCUGGAGGAGAUAAGCUGGUCUUCAAGAUAUCCGUGUCAGAGGCCCAGUCAGCCUUCUCCAACAAGGAGUCAGUCCAGAAGGAGGUGAAAGCCACUCUUUCCCAGAAAGCCAUUUUAAGCUGUGAGGUAGCUGAUACCAAGACAGAGGUGAAAUGGUACAAGGAUGGCAAGCUACUGACCUCCAGUAGGACAAUCCAUGCAGAAUCAAAAGGCAAGAGUCGCCAGCUGGUGAUCGAUAGUGUGGAGAAGAAGGAUGCUGGAGAGUACAUCUGUGAGGCUGGGACUGAGAAACUGGCUUUUAAAAUGCAGGUGGCAGAGCCCCAGUCAGCAUUCUUCAACAAGGAGUCAGUCCAGAAGGAGGUGAAAGCCACUCUCUCCCAGAAAGCCACUCUGAGCUGUGAGGUUUCUGAUUCCAAGACAGAGGUGAAAUGGUACAAGGAUGGCAAGCUCCUCACUUCUAGCAAGACAAUCCAUGCAGAGUUGAAGGGCAAGAGUCGCCAGCUGGUGAUCGAUAGCGUGGAGAAGAAGGAUGCUGGAGAGUACACCUGUGAGGCUGGGACUGAGAAGUUGCUCUUCACACUCAAAGUGGCAGACACGCAGGUCCAGUCUGCAUUCUUCAACAAGGAGUCAGUCCAGAAGGAUGUGAAAGCUUCUCUCUCCCAGAAGGCCACUCUGAGCUGUGAGGUAGCUGACACCAAGACAGAGGUGAAAUGGUACAAGGAUGGAAAGCUGCUGACCUCCAGUAGGACAAUCCAUGCAGAAUCAAAAGGCAAGAGUCGCCAGCUGGUGAUCGAUAGUGUGGAGAAGAAGGAUGCUGGAGAGUACAUCUGUGAGGCUGGGACUGAGAAACUGGCUUUUAAAAUGCAGGUGGCAGAGCCCCAGUCAGCAUUCUUCAACAAGGAGUCAGUCCAGAAGGAGGUGAAAGCCACUCUCUCCCAGAAAGCCACUCUGAGCUGUGAGGUUUCUGAUUCCAAGACAGAGGUGAAAUGGUACAAGGAUGGCAAGCUCCUCACUUCUAGCAAGACAAUCCAUGCAGAGUUGAAGGGCAAGAGUCGCCAGCUGGUGAUCGAUAGCGUGGAGAAGAAGGAUGCUGGAGAGUACACCUGUGAGGCUGGGACUGAGAAGUUGCUCUUCACACUCAAAGUGGCAGACACGCAGGUCCAGUCUGCAUUCUUCAACAAGGAGUCAGUCCAGAAGGAUGUGAAAGCUUCUCUCUCCCAGAAGGCCACUCUGAGCUGUGAGGUAGCUGACACCAAGACAGAGGUGAAAUGGUACAAGGAUGGAAAGCUGCUGACCUCCACCAAGACGAUCCAUGCAGAGUCAAAAGGCAAGAGUCGCCAGCUGGUGAUCGAUAGUGUGGAGAAGAAGGAUGCUGGACAGUACAUCUGUGAGGCUGGGGCUGAGAAGUUGGCCUUUAAAAUACAUGUGGAAGAGAUUCAAACCAAGUCAGCCUUCUCCAACAAGGAGUCAGUCCAGAGGGAAGUGAAAGCCACCGUCUCUCAGAAAACCAUUUUAAGCUGUGAGGUAGCUGACACCAAGACAGAGGUGAAAUGGUUCAAGGAUGGCAAACUGCUGACCUCCAGCAAGACAAUCCACGCAGAGUCAAAAGGCAAGAAUCGCCAGCUGGUGAUCGACAGCGUGGAGAAGAAGGAUGCUGGAGAGUACAUCUGUGAGGCUGGCGCUGAGAAGUUGGCUUUUAAGAUACAGGUGGCAGAAGCCCCAGCUGGUUUCUCUAACAAGGAGUCAGUUCAGAAGGAGGUGAAAGCCACUCUCACCCAGAAAGCCACUUUGAGCUGUGAGGUUUCUGAUGCCAGGACAGAGGUGAAGUGGUACAAGGAUGGCAAGCUGCUGACUUCCACCAAAGCAGUUCACAUGGAGUCAAAGGGCAAGAGUCGUGAGCUGGUGAUUGAAAAAAUGGACAAAAAAGAUGCUGGAGAAUACACAUGUGAGGCUGGAACAGAGAAGCUUGUAUUCAAACUGCAGAUAACAGAUGCAGCUGUUAAGUUCCAGAAGAAGCAUGUUAAGGACACAUGUAUUGUUCAAGCAAGUGAAAACAUUGUUUUGACCACUGAGCUGACCACAGAGAGUGGGAGUGUGAAGUGGUUUAGGGACAAUGUGGAGAUCAAGGAGAGCAGCAAGUAUGAAAUGAAAAAAGAUGGCCGUUCUCGUACCCUGAUUGUGAAAUCCACUGAAGGCAAAGACAGUGGAACAUACUCCUGUCAAACGGCUGAUGACAAACUGGAGUUCAAAGUUCAGGUUAAAGAUUCAGCUUUGAAGUUUGUUGUCCCCCUGAAAUCUGUUGAUGUGGAGUUGGGGGGUACACUUAGCCUGAUGUGUGAACUAAAUCAAGCCUCGGGGGAUGUUGUUUGGCACCAUGAUGGCCGUGAAAUUAAACCUGGAGGCAAGCACUGCGUCAGGACAGAUGGUGCAAAGCGAGUCCUCACUGUGACUGGAAUGACUAAGGAAGAUGAAGGAGAUUACAGCUGUGAAUGUCGAAAUGACAAGACCUCUGCUAAAGUCUCCUCAAAAGCACCCAGACUAGUGAGGUUGACCACCAAACUCAACAAUGUGGCUGCAAUGGAGGGAAAAGAAGCCAUUUUCAAGUGCUCUGUCACCCCAGCAGAUGCUAGUGUUAAGUGGUUCCACAAUAACAUACCCAUCACUGCUGGGCCUAAAUAUAAGAUUGAGCAUGGUGGCAACACUUACUCACUCACCAUCACCUCUGUCACUCAAAAAGAUGCUGGAGAGAUUAGCGUUGAUGCAGAAGGCAAAAGCUGCAAAGCCACCUUACAAGUGCAACAUGAGCCUGUGACAUUUAAGAAAAAGCUAGAAAACCUGACAGUGGAAGAGCAGAGUGAAGUGAAACUGGAGGUGGAGCUCAGUAAGGCAUCAAGUGAAGUCAGGUGGAUGAAGAACAGCGUAGUGCUGCAGCCUGCAGGAAACCUGGAGAUUCGGGUAGAUGGAGCCAAACAGGCUCUAGUCUUCAAGAGUGUGACUUAUGCUGAUCGUGGUAUCUACUCCUGUGAAACUCUGGAUGACAAGACCCAGGCCAAACUCAGUGUGGAGAUGAAGAAGAUCCAGGUAAUAAAGGGCCUCACAGAGACCAAGGCACACGAGACAGAGACAGUAACACUUGAGGUGGAACUCAGCCAGGCUGAUGUUGAAGGCUCCUGGACAAGAGAUGGGGCCAAGUUAAAGUCAGGGGCGAACUGCUGUGUCACAGUUCUGGGAAAGAAGCAUGCCCUUACGUUGUCCAAUCUCAAGAGGGAGGAUGCGGGAACUAUUGCCUUUCAAGCAGAGGGUAUUCAUACUUCUGGCAAACUGAUUGUCACAGAACCACCUGCUAUGAUCUCCAAGCCCAUUAUGGAUAUCAGUGCUCCUGAGAAGGAGAAGGUUACGUUUGAAUGUGAAGUCUCCAGAACAAAUGCAGACGUUAAAUGGUUCAAGGAUGAUGUGGAACUGAAACCAGGGAAAAACUUUGGCAUCCAUUCUUUGGGCCGAAAGCGCACUUUGGUCAUCAACAAAUGUACCCCCGAAGAUACAGGCACUUACGUCUGUCGCACUACUGACGACAACACCUCUGCCAAGCUCACUGUUCAUGCCAGAGAAAUCAAGAUAAUUAAGAAACUGGAGGAUGUGGAGGUGAUGGAGAAGGAGAGUGCUGCAUUCGUCUGUGAAAUCUCACAUGAUGAAGUGGACUGUCAGUGGUACAAAGGAAGUACUAAACUCAAAGCCGGUGACAACAUCAAAAUGAGACAAGAGGGCCGAACCUAUGUCCUGCUGUUUAAAUCUGUUUCGCCAGAGGAUAUGGGUGAGAUUAAAUUUACGGUUGAGAAGGCCUCUUCAACUGCAAAACUUAAAGUGAAAGAGCUGCCUGUCAAGUUUGUGAAGAGACUCAGGGAUAAGAUAGCGAUGUAUAAGCAUCGUGGUCAUCUUGAAUGCCAAGUGUCGCGUGCCAGUGCAAAGGUGAAGUGGUACAAGAACAAGAUGGAGAUCAAACCCAGCAAGAAGUACGAGAUCAAAAGUGAAGACGUGUACCGAAAACUCACCAUCAAUGAUGUGGACUCCGGGGACGAAGAUACAUAUACCUGUGACGCCACUGAUGACAAGACAUCUUGUAAACUGCUUGUAGAAGAGCAAUCCAUCAGCAUUGUGCGGGAGCUUAGUUCAGUAGAAGUGACAGAACCCUUUGCAGCUGUUUUUGAGGUUGAAAUCAGUAUGGAACUGGUGAAACCUCCUAUCUGGACUCUGAAUGGAGCUCCUGUGCAGGAGAGUGCUGAUGCUGAAAUGGAGAAAGAGGGAACUAUGCACCGUCUCACUUUCAAAAAGACCAAAGCUUCGAUGACGGGUCCAGUGCAGUUUACAGCUGGGAAGAGCAAAUCUAUUGCCCAGCUCACAGUGAAAGAGCGUCCGCUUGAGAUUGCAGAACCCAUGAAAGAUGUAAAGGCGAAGGAGAAAAGCUCUGCCAUGCUCAGCUGCAAGUUCUCUGCAUCACCCAAAGAGGUGAAUUGGUUUAAAGGUCAGGUGCCUCUGACUGCGUCAGACAAGUAUAACAUGAAGCAAGAUGCUACAAGGGCUCAACUUACCAUUCAAAGGUUAACUGAAGAAGAUAGCGGAGAGUACCGCUGCCAGUCCGGACCUGCUGAGACCAAAGGGACACUUACUGUUGAAGUGCGUGAAAUUAAAAUCACCAAGCACUUGGCUGACACAGAGGUUGAUGAAGACAGCGAUGCAGUGUUCACAUGUGAGGUCAACUAUGCAGAUGAAGAGGCACAGUGGCUUCUGAAUGACAAAGUGCUCUUCACUAAUGAAGUCAACACCAUCUCUCACGAGGGCAAGGUUCACAAGAUCACAUUGAAGAACUUGGCACCUCAGGAUGGGGGGACUGUCACCUUUCAAGUACGCAAGGUGAAAGAGUCUGUUACACUUAAGGUUAAAGAGAAGCGUGCUGUGUUCCUCAAGUCUCUAGAUGACGUCACUGGAGAGGAGAAAGGCAUGAUAACUUUGGCGUGCGAGGCGUCUAAGCCCAGGGUUUCUCCCAUAUGGAGAAAAGAAGGUAAAGUUUUGAAGGCUGGAUCGAAGUAUGAGCUCCUUCACACAGGCAAGUCUUUGGGACUGAUCAUCAAGGACGUCACCAAAGAUGAUGCUGGGGAGUACAGUUGUGAUCUCGGAACUGAGGUUUCUAAAGCAAAGGUCACUGUAAGAGAAAUUGGCAUUGGAAUUACCAAAUGGCUGAAGUCAUCUGAGGUGAAUGAGGGAGAGACCUGCAGUUUUGAGUGCAUCCUGUCUCGUGAGAGCACAGAUGAGUGCACAUGGACUCUUAAUGGCCAAACCAUUUCAAAUGGAGGCCGUUUCAAAAUCACCAGUAAAGGGCGCAAGUACAUGCUAAGCAUUAAAGACGUCACCCCAGCUGAUGCUGGUGAAGUGGUCUUCAGCAUUAAAGACCUGAGUUCUAAAACAACAUUAACAGUUGAAGGCAGAGCUUCAUCUGUAUCCAGAGGACUACAGAAUGUUACUGCUGUUCAAGGGGAAGAUGCUGUGUUUGUCUGUGAGGUGACAAAGGCUAGUUCCACUGUAAAGUGGACCAAGGAAGGCAAAGCCAUCAAGAAGAGCCAGAAGUAUGACAUCAGCCAAGAGGAUAAGGUCAUGAAGCUCACCAUCCAUAAUGUUUCUGCUCAAGACUCCGGAGAGUACAGUUGUGAAGUUGUUGGAGGUGCAACCACCAAAGCCCAACUGGAAAUCAAGGAGCCAAUCCAUAAAUUUGUCGAAGCACUAAAGGAUAGCCAAGCAGAUGAGAGCAGCUCUGUGACCUUGAAGUGUGAGACUGCUCAGACCCCAUCCACAGUGAUAUGGCUGAAAGGUCACACAGAGCUCAAGGCUGGAGGUCGAUAUGAGAUGUCCCAGAAAGAGAGGGUCUUAAUUCUCACCAUCAAACACUUGGAGGAGAAGGACACUGAUAUCUACACUUGUGACGUGGGCACUGCAAAGAGCAUGGCAAAGGUGACAGUCAAAGCCCUGCCUGCCACUUUUGAAGAAAAGCUCAAGAACCAGGAUAAAAAAGAAGGAGAGACUGUGACACUUCGUUGCGAGUUAUCAAAACCUGCAACCGACGUUCAGUGGAAGAAAGGCUCUGAAAUUCUCAAAGCUGGAGAGAAGUAUGAGAUGAAGCAGAAGGACACCUCUUUGGAACUUCAUAUUAAGGGUUUGAAGGUUGAAGAUAGUGGGGAAUACUUUUGUGUGUGUCGGGACCAGAAGACAUCUGCAAUUGUGAAAGUCAAUGCAUUGCCGCCGACCUUCACACAGAAGCUGAAGAACCAGGAGGCUGAGGAGGGAGACAGCGUUACUCUGCAGUGUGAGCUCUCUAAACCUGGAGUCCCAGUAGAGUGGAAGAAGGGAACACAGGUCCUGAAGUCUGGAGAGAAGUACCAGAUGAAGCAGAAGGCCUUUGUGAAUGAACUCCUGAUCAACAAAGUGGUGCCAGAAGACAGUGGAGACUACAGCUGUGUGUGUGGAGACCAGAAGACCACAGCUAGCCUUAACAUCAAUGCCCAGCCAGUGACCUUCAAACAGAAGUUGUUGAGCCAGGAGGCUGAGGAGGGAUCCAGCGUUACUCUGCAGUGUGAGCUCUCUAAACCUGGAGUCCCUGUCGAGUGGAAGAAGGGAACACAGGUCCUGAAGUCUGGAGAGAAGUACCAGAUGAAGCAGAAGGCCUCUGUGAUUGAAUUCCUGAUCAACAAAGUGGUGCCAGAAGACAGUGGAGACUACAGCUGUGUGUGUGGAGACCAGAAGACCACAGCUAGCCUCAAGAUCAAUGCCCGACCAGUGACCUUCAGCCAGAAGUUAGAGAGUCAGGAAGCUGAGGAGGGAUCCAGCGUUACUCUGCAGUGUGAGCUCUCUAAACCUGGAGUCCCUGUCGAGUGGAAGAAGGGAAUACAGGUCUUGAAGUCUGGAGAGAAGUACCAGAUGAAGCAGAAGGCCUCUGUGAAUGAACUCUUGAUCAACAAAGUGGUGCCAGAAGACAGUGGAGACUACAGCUGUGUAUGUGGAGACCAGAACACCACAGCCAGCCUCAAGAUCAAGGCCCGACCAGUGAUCUUCAACAAGAAGUUGGAGAGUCAGGAAGCUGAGGAGGGAGUCGACGUUAUUCUGCAGUGUGAGCUCUCUAAACCUGGAGUCCCUGUCGAGUGGAAGAAGGGAACACAGGUCCUGAAGUCUGGAGAGAAGUACCAGAUGAAGCAGAAGGCCUCUGUAAAUGAACUCCUGAUCAACAAAGUGAUGCCAGAAGACAGUGGAGACUACAUCUGUGUGUGUGGAGACCAGAAGACAACAGCUAGCCUCAAGAUCAAUGCCCGACCAGUGACCUUCAGCCAGAAGUUAGAGAGUCAGGAAGCUGAGGAGGGAGCCAGCGUUACUCUGCAGUGUGAGCUCUCUAAACCUGGAGUCCCUGUUGAGUGGAAAAAAGGAACACAGGUCCUAAAGUCUGGAGAGAAGUACCAGAUGAAGCAGAAGGCCUCUGUGAUUGAACUCCUGAUCAAUAAAGUGGUUCCAGAAGAUAGUGGAGACUACAGCUGUGUGUGUGGAGACCAGAAGACCACAGCCAGCCUCAAGAUCAAUGCCCAACCAGUAACCUUCAAACUGAAGCUGAAGACUCAGGAGGCUGAGGAGGGAGCUAACAUCAUUCUGCACUGUGAGCUCUCUAAACCUGGAGUCCCUGUCGAGUGGAAGAAGGGAACACAGGUCCUGAAGUCUGGAGAAAAGUACCAGAUGAAGCAGAAGGCCUCUGUGAUUGAACUCCUGAUCAACAAAGUGGUGCCAGAAGACAGUGGAGACUACAGCUGUGUGUGUGGAGACCAGAAGACAACAGCCAGCCUCAAUGUAAAGGCCCAACCAGUGACCUUCAAACAGAAGUUGGUGAGCCAGGAGGCUGAGGAGGGAGCCAGCGUUACUCUGCAGUGUGAGCUCUCUAAACCUGGAGUCCCAGUGGAGUGGAAAAAGGGAACACAGGUCCUGAAGUCUGGAGAAAAGUACCAGAUGAAGCAGAAGGCCUCUGUGAAUGAACUCCUGAUCAACAAAGUGGUGCCAGAGGACAGUGGAGACUACAGCUGUGUGUGUGGAGACCAGAAGACAACAGCCAGCCUCAAGAUCAAUGCUGUGAAACUGUCAGCUCCUCCUUCAGCUGCUGUACUGGAAUCUAAAAGGCAGGAGACCAAGGAAGCAAUGGAAGCCAAGAUCCCUGAAGUUUCAUCCAUAGCUACUAAAGACAAGCACAAGAGGCAGGAGAUAAAUGAAACAGUAGAAGCUGUGACUCUGCCAACUACUGGACAGGCUCCUAAACAGCAGCUUCUCAAACAGGAGAUUCAGAGAGAUUCACGAGAGCUGAAAUUGGAAGGUGAAGCUGAGAAGACUGCUGCUGCUGGAAUAUCUGUCAAACAAGAUACCCAGAGGCAGAAGACCAAAGGGCCAGUAGAAGCCGCACCUGUGGUAUUCAAGAAGGAGCUGGAAAGUCAAGAGGCCAUCGAAGGAGGCAAAGCCACCCUGUCCUGCGAGACAUCCAGCCCUGAUUGCAAGGUGACUUGGCGGAAGGGCUCAACUGUGCUCACCCAUGGGGAGAAGUACACCAUGGAGCAGAGAGCUACUACUCAUACCCUGGUUAUACACAGGCUGAAUGUGGAGGAUAAUGGAGAAUAUACCAGCGAUACAGGGGACAGGAAAAGCACUGCUACCCUAACUGUGAAAGAGCAUGUGCGCAUCAUCCGAGAGCUCUGCGACAUAACUGUGACCACUGGGCAGGAUGCUGUCUUUGAGGUUGAGCUGUCACACUCAGGCGUGGCAAAUGGGGAAUGGUGGCUUGGAGACAACCUUCUCCAGAAUAAUGAUCUGAAUCAAAUGAGCAGCCAGGGAAGAGUGCACCGUUUGGUCCUGAAGAUGGUAACCACAGAUGAAUCAGGAGAUGUUGCCUUUGUAGUGGGAGAAGAGAAAAGUGUGGCCUGUCUGCUGGUGGAGGAGAAGCCCAAAGUGCUAAUAUUAGAGAAGCCGCACAACACUGUGGCAUUAGAGGAUGAAACGGUCACUUUGGCCUGCACCAUCUCUGACCCCAAGGCCAAUGUUACCUGGAUCAGAAACAACGUGAUCAUCCAAGCAGGUCUAAAAUAUGACCUGAAGAAGAAUGGAGCAUUCCAUCAGCUUCACAUCUACAACGUGGUGCCUGGGGACUCAGGAACGUACACCUGUGACACUGGAGAUGAACAGUGUGACGUCACAGUGACCGUGGAAGGUGCCCCCGUGUUCUUCCAGAAAGAGCUAAAGAACCAGGACGCCAUAGAGGGUGAUGAUAUUGCCCUCCGCUGUGAGCUGUCAAAGCCAGGUGUUCGUGUUGAGUGGAGGAAAGGAGGCAUGGUCCUCCAGCCCGGUAAGAAGUAUGAGAUGAGGCAGGAAGGGCGUUUUCAAGAGCUCUUUAUACGUAACCUGGAGCCUGAAGACAGUGGCUACUACACCUGUGACUCAGGAGACCAGCUCACUACAGCUUCUUUGGCAGUGCAAGUGAAAGAAGUCUUCAUUGUUACUGGUCUUAAGACGACCGACGUCUUUGUUGGGGAAUGGGCAACCUUCUCCUGCCAGCUGUCUGGUAGGGCACCUGCUAAGGUGCAGUGGUGGCUGGAUGGCACCUUGCUGGAGAACAGCCCCUUUAGUGAGAUAGGGCUGAGCCAGGCCCACAUCCACACUCUCACCUUAAAGAACCUGGCCACAGAUGAUUCUGGCACUGUCACUUUCAAAGCUGGCAGUUUAACAUCAACAGCCAAGCUCUUAGUCAAAGAUCCCACAGUUGAAGUGGUGAGCGAGAUGAAGGACCUCUCGGUGGUCGAAAACCAACCGGCUGAAUUCAUCUGCCAGUACUCAAGGCCAGUCAAGGCUCAGUGGAAGAAAGACGGGCAGCCAUUGCAGCCUGAUGGUCGAAGGGUGGUAGUGGAGCAGGACUGGAAUGUGGCUCGCUUGUACAUUAGCUGUGUGUCCGCUGAGGACAGGGGCACCUACUCCUGUGAAGCAGAGGGGACCUGUGUGGUCGCUUCACUUCAUGUGGAAGGCAAACCCAUUAACAUUGUCCAGGGCCUGGAGAAUAUGGAAACCUUUGAUGGAGGUGAAGCACUGUUUGAGUGUGCCCUAUCCCGUCCUGAGAACAAAGAUUGCUGCUGGCUUCUUGAUGGCAAACCAGUGAAGGAAUCUCCUAAUGCUGAGAUUGUGUCAUUUGAGAGUGGUCGUCGUCAUCUGCUCCUUCUGAAAGAGUUGCGUGUUAAAGACAGUUGCACAGUGACCUUCAAAGCUGGCACAGCAUCCACAUCUGCCCAACUCUCUGUCAAGGGUUGGCAGCUUGAUGUUGCGAAGGGUCUGGAAGACAGAGUGGCUGCAGUGGGAGAGAAGGUUGAGUUUUGUGUUGAGCUGACCGAGCCUGUCCCUGCAGCAGAAGUAGCUUGGUAUGCUAACGGAGUUGAGCUCAAGCCCAGCGAUCUCUGGGCUAUGAGGGCUGAUGGCCGUUCUUAUCGCCUUGUCCUUAGACAGGCACCACUUCUGCCCCAGCAGGAAAUUACAUUUGCCGCUAGAGAUGCUCUCUCUUUGGCCAAGCUCUCCAUCAUCACUGUACCCGAUCCUCCAGAGGACCCAGAGGUCCUCAGUAAGACUAAACAGUCCGUUACCCUCUCCUGGUUCACUCCACUACAUGAUGGAGGGAGUCCCAUUCUGGGCUACAGAGUGGAGAUGCGGCUGGUAGAUAGUGCCCUCUGGCUUCCGUGUCACUCCGAACCUGUGAGCAACACAGAGUUUGUGGUUGAAAAUCUCACCCCAGGGAGUGGCUACAGGUUUAGAGUGGCAGCCAUCAACAGAGCUGGGACUGGAGAACCUGUUGAGCUGCCUCAGACUGUGCAGCUUGAGGCACCCACACAGCCACUGAUUUCCCCAGGUUUGGAGGCAAAACAGGUAGAGAUGGAAGCACUGGGGCAGCCCAGUCUGCCUCCAGAAGCUGCUGAGGAAGGUGAUGUCCAUGAGCUGUGGGAGGCUUUGGCUAAGAAACGCCGCAUGAGCCGAGAGCCCACUUUGGACUCCAUCUCUGAACAACCUGAAGAGGACGGUAAAGGUGGUCAAAACAAAUCAGGACAGAAGGACCUGAAGUCCUCAGAGAAAGCAGAAAUAAAAGCAGGAGAGAAGGAGCAGGCCAUUGUGUCUAAGAAGCAGACAGAGUCCAACUUGUGCACCAGCUCUGAGGAUGAAUCUGUUUCUGGGGGUUCAACACUUGUGUCCUACCUCAAGAAGAGCAGCAAAUCUGCUGUCACAGCAUCCAGUGGUACAGAGACACUGACCACUGAGAGGUUCUUUGCACAUUUUCAGAUGUCAGAGCAGACUGAAGUGAAAACAACCACAAUUCAGCAGACAGAGAAAAACCAAGUGUCUACCGAGGAGACAAACAUAAUGGAGAUCAGUAAAGAGGAUGAGCCUGAGCUCAGAGAGGCUGCCAUUAAGAUUCAAGCUGCCUUCAAGGGCUACAAGGCCCGCAAGGACAUGCGUCCUGUCUUCAAAGAGGUCUUCAAAGACCAGACCAAAGAACCUAAUGGGACCAUACAUCUUGAAUGUGUGGCAGAAGGUAAACCUGAUAAGGUGCGAUGGCUUAAGGAUGGAGAACCACUGACAGAUGGCAAGCACCACCAUAUUGAUAUCUACAAUGAUGGUACUUGUUCACUGGUCAUCACUGCCAUCACCACAAAGGAUACUGGGGUUUACACAUGUGAGGUCACCAACAAGUUUGGAGUCACCUCUCACAGUGGUAAGGUGACAGUAGGAACGGUAAGAGAAUCAUCCGGAAGACGACCACUGACAGUGGGCUACAGUGCCGACAGUGAGCCUGAGAGCUCCUCAGGUAGUGAGAUGGAUGAGUCACUGAGGCAGGCAAGCAGACGUCUUCGGCGCCUGUUGCGCACACGUCUCCCACCCGAUGUUGAGGAAGAACCAUUUGUCAGUGCAGAUGAAGGAGACCUGCCAGAUCCUCACUCUUACCGUGAGGAUGACAGUUACAUCUACAUUCGCUUUGAUUCACGGGCAGAGGCUGAAGUCGCCUCCAAGAGGUUCCAGGAGAUGUUUACAGUCCAUGGGGUUCCUGUAGAGACCGCCAUCAUGGAGGCAGGGCCUCUCAAAGUGGAGCUGCGAAUUAGAAAGAUGGGCUACAUGCAAGAUGGCACACAGACUCCCACACAAGAGAGACAGCCUCCUGCAUUCAUGACUGGAGCCCUGGCUGCUCCAGUCUUCUUGACAGAGCUACAAAGUCAGGAUGUUCCAGAUGGUUACCCAGUCAGCUUUGACUGUGUUGUGAUUGGCAAGCCGCCUCCAACAAUUCGCUGGUAUAAGGAUGGCAAAUUGCUGGAGGAGAAUGACCAUUACAUGAUCAAUGAGGACCAGGAGGGCUGCCACCAACUGAUCAUUACCUCUGUGCUGCCCACUGACAUGGGUGUCUACCGCUGCACAGCUGAAAACAGCAGCGGCAUUGCAGCCACUAAGGCUGAACUCAGGGUUGACAUGUCUUGCAGCUCAGAUUAUGACACUGCUGCUGACGCCACUGAGACUUCUUCCUACGUGAGUGCCAAGGGCUACAUGUCCAGGGAAACUGAGACCUUUGAGUCUGUGGCUGAAGAUGACCAGCUACCUCAAGUUGUGGAAGAGCUUCAUGAUGUUCAUGUUAGUCCAGGUUCACCUAUUGCUAAAAUGCAACUCAAAGUAAAGGGCUUCCCCAAGCCCAGAAUAUACUGGUUCAAAGAUGGCCACCCGCUGCGGCCUUCAGAAAGGAUUUUGUUACUAGCUGAGAGAGAUGUUCACAGCGUGGAGAUUCUGGAGGUUAAGAAAGAAGAUAUGGGGGAGUACUCUGCUUAUAUCAGCAAUGCAGCUGGAUCUGCUUACUCCUCUGCCCGACUGAUAGUUCUGAGUCCAGGGGAGAUUAUGCCACAAGAUAAGAAAGACUCCAAGGAACCCCUGGUGCCACCACGCUUCCUUGAAAGGUUCAGCAACAGGAAGGUGAAACAAGGAGCAAGCAUCACUCUGUCUGUUAAAGUUGAAGGGUCUCCCACUCCUAUGGUCUCCUGGCUAAAGGAGGAAUCAUUGGAGGAUGUCCUGUGGAUCAAGCCUGAUACCAAGGGAUACAAAAUAGCAAGCUCUGGACGCCAGCACAGCCUCAUCUUGAUGGAUGUGGGCACAGAGUACAGUGGCGCCUACACCUGCAUAGCUACAAACAGAGCAGGACAGUCCAUUUGCACUGCCCACCUCGAGGUGGAUGACACACCACAACCAAAGAAAGAGACCAAAGCCUCAGAGGUUCUUGGAAUUACAGUUAGUCCUCCAGAAGGGGGGGCUGGCAGUGGAAAAGAGGGUAAAAUACCAUACCUAGGUGAAGUAGGUACAGAAGAAUUCCUUAUGAAACUCACCUCCCAGAUCACUGAAAUGGUAUCAGCAAAGAUCAGCCAGGACAGCUUACAGAAUCAUGAAGUGCUCCAGUGGAUGAAAUCUUGGCCCAAAACUACCACUUCAUUACGCGUACCUGGUGUUGACAGCGAUGAUGAGACCAAGACUCCUUCUCCAUCACCUCAUCACGGUCGCUCUCAUCCUCCCUCCCUCAUUGCUGACUCCUCCUCUGAGUCUGAUGAGGGGGAAGCCAGGGGGGAGAUGUUUGACAUCUAUGUGGCAACGGCUGACUACAAUCCCACCAUGGCAAGCAAAGAAUCUAUCUCUCUGAAAGAGGGACAGUAUGUUGAGGUUUUGGACUCAGCCCAUCCGCUCAAAUGGUUAGUCCGGACCAAACCGACCAAAACUACGCCAUCCCGCCAAGGCUGGGUCUCACCUGCCUACUUGGACAAGAAACUCAAACUCUCAGCUGAUACGGGUGAUCUUCCAGAGACGAGUGUAGAGGAAGUGUCUGAGGGUGAAUACAAGAGGAAAUUAUUCCAACUACUCCAGGACCUGAUAAAUGGUGAAUCAGAGUAUGUGAAGGAGAUAGACUUCUUUACCUCCCAUCACCUGCAGCAUGCAGACAGCCCUGAUGCACCGCCUGAUGUCAGCAGCCAAAAGGAAACUAUAUUCAGGAACAUUGACGAUAUCAAGUCCUUCCACGGCAAGGCAUUCCUUCCAAAGUUGAAUGACUGCGACACAGAUGAUGAUGUAGCCAUGUGCUUCCUAAAGAACAAGGAGGGCUUUGAGAAGUACCUCCAGUAUCUUGUUGGUCAGGGUCAGGCAGAAUCUGCUGUCAGUGACAAGACUGUGCACCGCUUCUUCAAGGAGUACACUGACAAGGAGCAGGCUAGUGCAGACCCUACAGGUCCCCCUGUGCGCAGCAUCAACGCCUACCUCCAACACCCACUGGAGAGGAUCCAGAAGUACAAGACUUUCCUCAAGGAGCUUAUUCGAAACAAGGCAAGAAACGGUCAGAACUGCUGCCUCCUGGAAGAAGCUUAUGCUAUGGUGUCUGCACUCCCACAACGCUCAGAGAAUACCCACCAUGUCUCCAUGAUCGAGAACUAUCCUGCCACACUGGAAGUGCUCGGAGAGCCAAUUAGACAGGGACCCUUCCAAGUGUGGGAGGGAGCUCCUGGAAUUAGGACGUCCACUAGAGGUCACCACCGCCAUGUCUUCCUCUUUAAGAACUACUGUAUAAUCUGCAAACCUAAGAGAGACAGCAACACUGAUACACAAGCGUAUGUCUUUAAGAACAUGAUGAAGCUGAAUAACAUUGAUGUGAACGAGACAGUGGAGGGUGAUGACCGUGCCUUCGAAAUCUGGCAUGAACGUGAGGACUCUGUGAGGAAAUACACCUUGCAAGCUCGAACUGUCACCAUCAAGAACUCAUGGCUGAGAGAUUUCAGAGAACUGCAGCAGCGAUACAGCCUGCCUGCAUGGAGUCCCCCUGACUUUGAUGAAAUUCUGGCAAACUGCACAGCAGAGCUGGGACAGACUGUUAAGUUGGCCUGCAAAGUCACUGGAGUACCCAAACCUGUGGUCACUUGGUACAAGGAUGGACGUCCAGUGGAGGCAGAUCCUCAUCACAUCAUCAUUGAGGACCCUGAUGGUUCCUGCACACUGAUCCUGGACAACAUGACAGCAGAUGAUUCUGGCCAGUACAUGUGCUUUGCCACAAGCUCAGCCGGCAAUGCCAGCACUCUUGGAAAGAUCACAGUUCAGGUUCCUCCUCGUUUUGUGAAUAAAAUGAGGAAUGCUAUCUUUGUUGCUGGUGAGGACGCGCAAUUCACUUGUGUCAUACAGAGUGCCCCCAUCCCCAAGAUCAGGUGGUUCAAAGAUGGCAGGCUGCUGACUGACCAAGAAAAAUAUCAGACCUACAGUGAACUCCGUAGUGGGCUUCUGGUCUUGAUAGUAAAAAACCUGACAGAGAGAGACUUGGGACACUACGAGUGUGAGCUGUCCAACCGUCUGGGCAGUGCCAAGUGUGCAGCUGAUUUAGUCCUGCCCUCUGCUGUGUCUCGCACUGGUGAGCAGGCCAUCACUAUUGAAGUUACUGAGCAGGAGACUAAAAUACCAAAGAAAACCAUCAUUAUUGAGGAGACUAUAACUACUGUGGUGAAGAACCCACGCAUGAGGAGGCACAGAUCCCCUGGCCUGACUCUUGCUGGAGCCCACCGCUCUGAAACCUCCACCCCAGAGCCCCCUACAGCCAGGCCGAGAAGGAUGCCCACUCCAAGAAAGACCACAAUCCCCACCCUCUACGUGACUGAGCCCGAGGGUGCUGAGGCAAAGGCCAUGGAGAGCAAGCCCAGGUGGGUUGAGGUAGAGGAGGUCAUCGAGUACAAGGUCAAUAAAUCUCCGAGGCUGCCCAGGAGGAGAGGCAUCUCACCUGCAGGGUCUGAUCGUGCAGCGACUCCCUCCAGACCCAAAAGGUCUCCACCGGAAAACCCCAACGCUAACAAUUCCAACAACAAGCUGGUGGAGCAGGUUCAGGCAGAGCUGCCGGGAGACGUCAGCAGCCAGCCGCUCUCCUGGGAAGAACAGGGUAAUGCUGCCUCUGCUUUUACCUCUGAAGAGCCACAUGAGCUUUCAACUGUCCUCACUCCAGCUAGAGAGGACAGUGAAGACCUGGACGAUCAACAGACUGUCAUCUUUGAACCUGAUGAUGAAGAUAAUGAUCACAGUCUGUUAAGAAAGCAGGAACCUAAGAUCCUGAAGCAAGGAGACCAUGUUUUGACCCUUGAGGACUUGGAGGAUUACGUUCCAGAAGAAGGAGAGACCUAUGGAUCCUCCAGCGUUACUGUUGAAAAGCCUUGUGAGAUUUCUGUGCUGCAGAGGGAGAUUGGCGGGUCCAUGGUGGGACAACCAGUGCUCCUGAAUGUGGGACGGCCUGUUGUGGCGCCGAGGCAGAGGAGCAGCUUCUUAAGUCGCUUCAAGGAGCAUCUGUCCAGUAACCUUUUCUCGUCCAGUGUCCCUCAUGCUAGCGGAGCGCGGCCCAGGACGGAGAGACACAUCCCCAUCCAAGUGAGUCACGCAAAGCUUGAAGUGAAGCCUUCUUACUGCUCAGAGGUGCAGAGAGUUGAGGGCAGGCAGCAAAGCUUUAAAACCAAAGUGUCAACUCAGACCUACGGCUACACAUCAGUGGGAAACCCAGUCACUCUUCAAAUUAGAGAUAACCUUUACCAGAACCAGUAGAAGCAAACAUUUUUAAUUUGGUACCACAAACCCUCUUAGUCUUAAAUGGGGGCAUUUCUACUUACAUGAUGAAAAAGAACAUAUCGAAACCUCAAGUACAUUUACUGCAUUUGACAGACCAUUCCAUUUUGAAGCCUCCCAUCAGAACAUAGGCUCAUCUGCUGAGUCUUUUUGUUUUCGUCUAAAUGGUUAGAGUCGCCUCGUCUAUUUAGAACAGGCAAGUUGGAAAAUGAAGGUAUGUCAUUGUAAGCAGGUUUCAGUCCCCUUGCCGUUCCGUUACAACUGCUAUAUGUCAUGUAUACGCGUUGUACUGUGCACAUGAUGGACAGAAGCCAAGAAAGUAAGGUUUAACAUUUUACUGAUGAACAGUUUGUCUGUUGCUGAACUGGAUUUUAUAUUUUUUAAAAAAGCACAUUGCAUUCACCAAAUCAUGAACCUUGACCCUCUAAUAUUAAUUGACCCAGGUAUUAUCUUUACUGAUGACUCUUUAGUGAGUCAUCAGUAAACAAAUAUUUAUGCAGUAGAUAUUUAUUUUUUGGGGGUUUUACUUUUGUACUAUUCAAGAAAUGUUUGCCUUUUGCACUUUUCCAGUGCCUUGGAUUUCUGGAUCAGCAACUGUUGGCGUUAAUGGGGUCAUAGGUGCAUGUCUCUAUUUCAGUAUUUCUCUACGUUAAUUUAAAUAUGCAGCACUGAUUAUCUAAAAGUAG